Molecule: messenger RNA, 594 nt
Organism: Podospora bellae-mahoneyi
Lineage: Eukaryota; Fungi; Ascomycota; Sordariomycetes; Sordariales; Podosporaceae
Gene: RMT1
Product: type I protein arginine N-methyltransferase Rmt1
Exons: 3
Coding region: 1-510 (169 amino acids)
Biological process (GO): rRNA (guanine-N7)-methylation; peptidyl-glutamine methylation; tRNA methylation
Molecular function (GO): protein heterodimerization activity
Source: RefSeq, a predicted model, not a curated record
AUGGUGCUGCUUGUUCUUAUUCACUUCAUGAUUUCGGUUUACAUGCAUCACAUACAGAAACCCGUUUUCUUCGCCGAACAUUACCCCUUUUCACCACCGGGUCAUUUGGAAAAGAAAACAGCCAAAAUGAAACUCCUCACCCUCAACUUCCUCACCUGCGCCGUAAAAACCUGCAAGUCCUCCUCGGACUCGUUCCCCCUCCACCCAAAGGACGCCGAGCUCGCCUCGGACGACGUCGAGGUCAACCCGGAGCUGUUGGUCAACUUGCUUCCGAGGCUGGACUGGAAGGCGCUCAAGACGACGUCCGCAGAGCUCGGCUUCCCCCAACUCCCAGACUCCCCACCAACCAUCGAACAACUCCAAUCAGACGACAAGUUGUUGAAAGACCUGCACUCGCUGCUCAUGGAGACGAACCUGAUGGAGGGCAAGCUCGUCUGCGGGGUGUGCGGGCAUGAGUAUGCCGUUCGGGAGGGGAUUCCCAACUUUUUGCUGCCGAGUCAUUUGGUUUGAAGUUUCUUCUUUUGGGUGGACGGACAGUUUGAGGAAGAGCGGGAUCGAUAUUGGGAGGGAAAGGCAAAAAAUCACGAUUGGGCC